AUGGAGAAUCCGCUGGUGGCCGUCAUUACAUCGUCGGCUGUUGAAUCGCGGGUCAAAAAGCGUGGAUUCAUCUCGAUUUCACAACUAUUGCAACCGUUCGCCACACAUUCAGUCAACGUCAGGGAUCCGUCUACAGGUCAGCCAGUGUCUGUAAAUGUGAAAGUUGAGUUUAACGAUUUGAAUAAGGAAGGACAUCUCCUCACCUUGUCGGUUCUUCCACAUGUGCUUUUCGAGGUGCUACAGUCAAAAUCUGUUCUGAAUGAUGCCCUCGUUAGUUUUGAAGCUGCUUUGCGGAAGUGGACUGAACCAGCUGAGCAAGAGACUUUCCGUACAUACCUUGCUUGUAUAUUCGUUGUUGCUGGAGGCGAGGAGAAUCCAAUGAGUGAAUUAAGCAAACUCGUGCAAACGCAACAUACGCAACAGGUGCUACAGUCAAAAUCUGUUCUGAAUGAUGCCCUCGUUAGUUUUGAAGCUGCUUUGCGGAAGUGGACUGAACCAGCUGAGCAAGAGACUUUCCGUACAUACCUUGCUUGUAUAUUCGUUGUUGCUGGAGGCGAGGAGAAUCCAAUGAGUGAAUUAAGCAAACUCGUGCAAACGCAACAUACGCAACAGGUUUAG
Cooperia oncophora is the source of this 618-nucleotide messenger RNA. Lineage: Eukaryota; Metazoa; Nematoda; Chromadorea; Rhabditida; Trichostrongylidae. The record is from the annotation of a GenBank genome assembly.